Messenger RNA from Cooperia oncophora, 651 nucleotides. NCBI's taxonomy places the organism in Eukaryota, Metazoa, Nematoda, Chromadorea, Rhabditida, Trichostrongylidae. The record is from the annotation of a GenBank genome assembly.
AUGCGAAUGAACUGGGAAUGUCCAAAGAAGCCGCCCGACCCAGUCCCUUUGAAAUGCGGAAUCCGUCCAGAUAACAUGUGCCUAGCCUACGAUUCAGAAAAUCUUCCCGAUACUGAAGAGAAGUGGAAUAGCACAGUGUUCUUCUCCAAACAGUUUGGCUGCUACAAAUGGCCGGAGACGAUUAGUGUUGUCGUGUUCGCUAGGCGGCCUCAGAUUAACCGGCCAAAGCUGAAUGAAUGUGAAAAGGCAAUCGUGGCGGCAUUUGAAGAUCCACAAGUAUUCACUACAUGGGUUACCCUGCUUCUCAUUGAGAAGCGAGACUUAGCGGAACUCAAGGAAAGCACUGUCUGGAUUGUCAAGUACCUUCUUCGAAACUUCCCAGAUAGCACUAUCAUCUAUCAGAAUAUCACAAAAGCCCUCAUGGAACUGCUGAAAUCUCGUCAGCGAGCUCAGCAAAGGCUUGCUGCGGAGUUUUUCGCCGGGGUGGCAAUGGGAACGAAGUAUCGUGGGUUCAAAGUGCUCAAUGAAUUGUGGAGUUGGUUGUCACGAGCUAUAGACUUCAUGUACGACUACAUGAAUGCCGAUGCUUACAUCUCCUGGAGCACCGUGUUGUUACAGGUAAAUUUGCAAAGGAGGAUGGGUGUGUCGUGA